This is a messenger RNA of Rhagoletis pomonella (apple maggot), 337 nucleotides long. RefSeq lists its product as uncharacterized. NCBI's taxonomy places the organism in Eukaryota, Metazoa, Arthropoda, Insecta, Diptera, Tephritidae. The record is from RefSeq and is a predicted model, not a curated record.
GAAAACAUCAAGAAAGUCAUGGGGCAGAAGUACAGAAACUUGAAGACCUCAGUAGAAAACAAAAGGGCGCAAAGAACCAAAAACAAGCAGAACCGCAAUUCCAUUCAAAUUUUGUAAAUUUAACAGCGGUCCCUAUCAAUGAGCAGGAGGCAGAAAUACUGAGGAAAGGUCUUAAACACAACAUCACAAACUAUGAUAAAAAGAAGGAAAUGGAGCACACCAUUGUGGACACAGAAAUGGCUAUAGCAUUGAUCCCAAAAGAAGAGCAGGAUCACACCAGGCACCUAUGUAGGCAUAUAAUCGAAAAAAAUGCAAAAUCCAAUGACAAAAGAAAGCA